Molecule: messenger RNA, 5302 nt
Organism: Frankliniella occidentalis (western flower thrips)
Lineage: Eukaryota; Metazoa; Arthropoda; Insecta; Thysanoptera; Thripidae
Product: polyamine-transporting ATPase 13A3
Exons: 22
Coding region: 474-3821 (1115 amino acids)
Biological process (GO): polyamine transmembrane transport; intracellular calcium ion homeostasis
Cellular component (GO): membrane
Molecular function (GO): ATP binding; polyamine transmembrane transporter activity; ATPase-coupled monoatomic cation transmembrane transporter activity
Source: RefSeq, a predicted model, not a curated record
AUCCUCGUGUUACAUAACAGUAUGCAAAUUUCCCAUAGGGCAACAAGGGAUACUCAUACUCUCAUACUCAUGGUCAUGGUCUAUCUAAUUAAACAAUGUAACCUCAGCUCAUGACAUGCCACUGUGUCUAGCUCUUCAGCUAUUCCCAGUUUAGUUUUAAGUGUUAUUUUUAUAUGUUCAAUUUUACUUGCAAACAACUAGAAGUUUUCUUGUGAAUGUAGAAUCUUUCAACCUACAAAAUCCAUUGGGAAUGAGUGCUGAAGAAAGAACUUUACAGUAUCUGUAGACGGGCAAGUGACCUUACAGGAAGCUUCCACCAUGGAUAUGAGCGCCUGGAUCGUUCUCUCGCUCAUCAACAAAUUGAAAUUGGAACGGACGAUGGAGAGUUCAUUCACUGCUUCGGUUACCAACACUGCACCAUUCGAUUAUGGAUCUACUGGAUAUCAUCCGUCCUGUUCAUUGGAACACCAACCAUGCUUCUGGCAUGGUAUCCUCAGUUUGCAGCAAUACGCUACAAGCCGUGCAGUCUUGACAGUGCAACGAUUGUGCUAAUAAGAGAUUCUAAUGGUCUUUGUUCACUGCAUGAAGUACAGCUAAUUUCUCAUCUACAACCAAAUUCUGCAAUUGUGGAACACACAAGAACCUUUUCCCAUAGACUUCUCCAGUUUGUUUGGAUGUCAGGCAAGGGGUUCCAGAGAUUAAGAGGCCUUUCAAAUGGACAAAUGACACUUGCCUCUCUUUUAGAUUCUGCUCAAGGACUCUCCAAACAAGAACAGGAUGAUCUCCAGGAACUUUAUGGUCCAAAUCAUAUGGAAGUGGAAGUGAAGUCCUAUUGGAAACUGUUUGUGAGCGAAGUGUUCAACCCUUUCUAUUUAUUCCAAGCCUUUAGUAUUGUCCUUUGGUCAGCUGAUGAGUACUAUUACUAUGCUGCUUGUGUGCUAUUUCUUACUGCAGUUUCAGUUAUAGCAUCACUUUUUCAAACAAAAAAGCAAAGUUUGGCUUUACGAAACCUUGUUGAAGCAUCAAAUUGUUGUCGUGUCAUGGUUUGUCGCAGAGGUGGAGAGUGUGAAGAAGUGGCAGCAUCAUGCUUAGUCCCAGGGGAUGUCAUUUUAGUACCCUCUGAUGGGUGCGUGAUGCCAUGUGAUGCAAUGAUGCUUGCUGGAACAUGUAUUGUAAAUGAAAGCAUGCUGACAGGAGAAAGUGCGCCUGUUACAAAAUCAUCACCCCCACAUAGUGAUGAAAUAUAUGAUCCGCACAUACAUCGUCGCCACACACUCUUCUGUGGCACUCAAGUUAUUCAGACAAGAUACUAUGGCAACCAUCAGGUCUCAGCUUUAGUCAUUCGCACAGGCUUUUCUACGUCAAAAGGGGAAUUACUUCGUUCAGUCAUGUUCCCAAAGCCAAUGGGGUUCCGCUUCUAUGAAGAUUCAUUAAAAUUCGUCACAUUUCUAUUUUUUGUUGCGGCAUUUGGCAUGUCGUACUGCGUAUACCUAUAUGUUCAACGUGAGGCAAGCUCUGAGACAAUUACUUUAAGAACUUUGGACAUUAUUACAAUUGUUGUGCCUCCAGCAUUGCCAGCUGCUAUGACUGCGGGAACAGUGUUCUCUCAAUCUAGGCUCAAGAAGAAGGGCAUAUUCUGUAUAUCACCCCCUCGCAUUAAUGUGUGUGGGAAAAUCAAAAUGAUAUGCUUUGACAAGACAGGGACUUUGACUGAAGAUGGCUUAAACUUUUGGGCUGUGCUUCCUAUAAAGGAUCAACAGUUUUCACCACAACCUGUAUGGAAUCCAUCAAAUGACCUUCCUACAAAGUCUCACCUUCUUGUUGCUAUGGCAUGUUGUCAUGCCCUGACCAGAAUUCACAAUGAAUUGUGUGGUGAUCCUCUUGAUCUCAGUAUGUUUGAGGCAACUCAGUGGGAACUGGAAGAACCUGGUGGAGAUGAUACAACCCGAUAUGACAUGCUUGCACCUACUGUAGUUCGUCCCCGUUCUAAAAACUCUCCUUCAGUGUCCUUGGAACAGAGCAUACCAAAUGAUGACGAUGUUUGGAAUAUUGAUGAUGAAUUCAAUAUACCUUAUGAAGUCGGUAUAAUGCGUCAGUUUCCAUUUAGCUCCACAGUACAGUGCAUGUCUGUUGUGGUAAGAACGCUUGGAGCGCAUAACAUGGCUAUGUACACAAAGGGAGCCCCUGAAAAAAUAGUAAACAUCUGUCUUCCAGAAACUGUUCCAGAAAAUUUUUCUCAAGUUCUGUCAGAGUUUACAUCAUCUGGCUACAGAGUAAUAGCUCUGGCUCACAAACCAUUAGAAUCCAAACUCACUUGGCCAAAAGUUCAACGUGUAAAAAGAGAACAAAUAGAGAAAGACAUGCAUUUAGUGGGUUUGCUUAUAAUGCAAAAUUCCCUCAAACCUGAGACAACACCAGUCAUUCAUCAACUUCAAUCUGCAAAUAUUCGAACGGUUAUGAUUACAGGAGACAACUUAAUGACAGCUGUAAGCGUCUCACGAGACUGUGGUAUGAUAUCCCGAAUUGAAUCUGUACUAAUUUUGUCUGCCUCUGCCCCUGAUCCCGGAAGAAAUGGGAAUGUGUCUCUUCAAUGUCUACAUGGUGAUCCUCCUCCUAUUGAGGUGCUCUGGUCGAGUGGUGGAGCUGCAACAUUCCAUUUAGCAUUAGACGGCCGAACAUGGGCUGUUAUCCGAACUCAUUUUCCUGAAUUGUUACCGACGGUCAUAACUCAGGGGACAGUAUUUGCUCGUAUGGCACCAGAUCAAAAGACACAACUUGUGGAGCAGUUGAUGGCAAUGGACUAUGUUGUGGCUAUGUGUGGAGAUGGUGCAAAUGAUGUUGGGGCUUUAAAAGCAGCUCAUAUUGGAGUUUCUUUAUCAGAAGCAGAAGCAUCGGUAGCUGCACCUUUCACUUCAAGGGAAGUUAAUAUAAAUUGUGUUCUUCACCUAAUUAGAGAAGGUCGCUGUGCUCUUACAACAAGCUUUGAAACUUUUAAGUACAUGGCAAUGUACUCCCUUAUUCAAUUCAUCACCGUACUCAUCCUUUACACAGAGGGUGCAGCGCUGAGUAAUUUGGAAUUUUUAUUUGUGGAUCUUGGUAUAACCACAACUUUGGCAGUUACUCUUGGGCGCACUGGUCCUGCUCCUGGGUUGACUCAUCGACGACCUGUUGGUAGUCUUGUGUCACUUAGCAAUCUGGUGCCUCUCGGUUUACAAGUGGUGCUUUGCUUCUUUGUGCAAUGGAGCGCUUUAAAACUUCUACAAACUCAAUCAUGGUAUGAGCAUGUUGUACCAACUGAGAAUGAUGAUGAUGAAGGUGUUGUUGUGUGUUGGGAGAAUACGGCAGUGUACUGUGUAAGCUGCUUUCAGUACCUUGUCCUGGCUGCUGUUUAUUCCAAAGGAGCACCAUUCAGACAACCAUUUUAUACCAAUUUGGCACUGAUAGGGAUGCUGGCUGUGCUGACGGUUUUCUCCACAUUGCUCCUUGUCUACCCGUUUGAGCCUUUAGCUGGACUUAUGGAAUUUGUGCCACUGGACUUCAGUGGAACUCAAACAGGAAAAAUGAAAAACUGGUUUAGGGUGUGGCUAAUAUUCCUCCCACUAUUUCACCUUGCUGGAUCAGCUACCAUAGAGAACUUUGUUGCUGAAACCCGGUGGCUGAAAGUUGUUCUUCACUGGAUCUCAAGGAAACGAAGUAAGAAAAAUAAAUAUAAAAAAGUUGACCAUAUUACUUCUCUUGCAACAUACUGGCCGACGUCUCAAGGAUUACCUCUCAAAUCUCAUGUUGAGAUCAAUCUACCAGCAAAGGAAACAUUCCUGUGAGCUGAAAUAAAAAGCAGAGAAAGGAAAUAAAUAAUCAUGGCUAGUGAGUUAUAAAAACCAAUGGUGUUUGCAAAUAAUUGCAAUUUUGAUGGUACCAAAGCCAUGUAAAAAUGUAGGAAUUUUUUUACAUUAUGUGCAGAGAUAUGUUUAUACAUUGUGUUCCUAUAAUGUAUGAUAAAAUUAUCAUAUAAUCUUUCUACAGGGUUCUUUUUAGAUAUCGUACAUACUCAAUGUUUGUAACACUUGUUUCCCUUCCAUAUCUGAUGAACAGUCUCCUGUAGAGAACAAGGCACAUCAAAAUAUAAGUAUAUUUACAUUUUAUGAGAUAUGCUACACAUAUUGAAAUUACAUAUCUUAUUAUUUUGAUAUAUUGUCUGUGAAAAAAAUUGCCAAAAAUAAUUUGCACCCUUGUGAAUUACUAAUUUAUUUAGAUUUGUGGAAUCAAAGAAAUUUGAAUCAAUUAAGUGUUUGUCUUCCCUGUAGGUUUAAUGUUCAUUCAUCCAUGUCAUUUGGAUUCAAUAAUUUUGUAUUAUUUACAAACAAUUCCUGUGAUAUUAGUGGGGGCUUGGCAUCAUGAAUUAUUAUAGUAUUGUUCUUUUAAAUGUCUCCAAAGGUUUUGCUUUUAUUGCUUUUUUAGUUGUAGUUAAUUACCUCUGAUUGUGGUCAUCAAGUAGAAUAAUGGAAUCUAAGGUCACAAUUUUUGAUUAUGUGCUUAAUGAGACAGGCAUGACAAUCUUGGUUGGGCAUGAGCUCUGACCUGUUAAGAAAACUGUAAAUUAUUUUUAAUGUUGUUAUUGCAGAUAUUAAACAAUAACGGCUGUACAUCAUAAUGAAUUUUGUAGAAUCUUUAGCAGUGUACACCUUCUUGCUUUGCACUGGGGUUGCCAACAAAAUUUGUUUUGUUCUUUGAAAUGAUGACUUUGUAAACUGUGUUGCAUUGAAGGCUCUGGUUUAAUUGCAUCUGCGUAAAACUCACGUUGCUAGAAGCACGGUGACGUGCUCGAGUGAGCGAGCUCCUGCAGAUGCGAGGUAGGCAACCGGGCAGAACUUUCGUGCUUUACGGAAUGGUCCACUAAGAAAGCGAUCGAUCGUACUACACCCUGCCAUCAAUCCACGAGCACUUUUGUGGCCCUCUUAGAAAAUGCGUACCUUUACUUUUGACCGCUAUAAUUUGGGCCACCAGUCAUCAGCUCCGUAUGCCAAAGCAUGGGGUGUAUUACACUUGCGGCCAAUGUACUUUUUCAGUGGCGUUCGUGAACAAUAGACCUCAUCAGGCAUGCUAAAGACCAAAACGUUUGUUAAAACACACUAACAUGGUAAUUUUACAAAGUUGCAAUAAACUGAUGAUAUUGUAAUAAUCUGAUAGCCAUUGUUUGGAAACCUUUUAAAAAAUUAAAAAUUAAGCUAUUUUUUCUAAAUUUUGUAAGACACGUCUGUGAGGCAUAGAAAAGGAUUUGGAAAAUAUAUAUUCUGUACUUUAA